Molecule: messenger RNA, 3106 nt
Organism: Tripterygium wilfordii
Lineage: Eukaryota; Viridiplantae; Streptophyta; Magnoliopsida; Celastrales; Celastraceae
Exons: 13
Coding region: 751-2916 (721 amino acids)
Source: RefSeq, a predicted model, not a curated record
CUCAUAUUAUAUACGUACUUUAUUCACGAAGAACCUGAUUCUCUCUGAACACGAGAAAUGAAGUAACUUUUUCGCUUUCUUCUCUCUCAAAAUCUCUUUUGCUGUUCUGCGUCCUUUUUGUCUCUCUCUCUCUUCUCCUCUUCUCUUAUAUUCUAUUCGGUGUUCACUCUUUUCGCCGUCUCGCACCGAAGAGAGAUAUCCGGCAACUAAAUUGAUUUUCUCUAUCUUUCUGGAAACCCAAACGCCACUUUCUCGCUUCUCUCCUCGGCUAACAUUUCGCAAUCAGUAACUAAACCAAACAUCUCCCCCCCCCCCUCUCCCUCUCGGGUCUACCCUGUUUGCCAUUUUGUUUCAUCACUUAAUUGUGAAACCCAGAAGAGCUCAAACCCAUUCGCGUUCGGUUUUAAACCUGAAUUCGAAGAUAAAUACGGAUAAGUGAAGGGAAAAUAUCUUUUGGGUUGUGUUGUUCUUGAAGUGUUCGUCUCAGGUGGGGAUGAUUUGGACCGAUCCGAAGCCAUUGAAGCCGUUUUGAAAGAACAGAUGUUGUUAGUGUUGUCGUUGUUAUUGUUUAUAUUAUCAUGACGGAAAUGGACAAGGUACGGGACGUGAGGCGUAAAACGAGUCGGCUCUCUAAACAAUCUGGACACGAGAUAUCUUCUGGUGAAUUGACGCUACUCUCCCUCUCUCUCUCUCUAUAUAUAUCACUCUCAAGUCUCAAUUCUUCUUCGUACUUGUCGUUUUCUGCGUAUAAUGUUGAGAAUUCUACAGAUAAUAGGUUUGAAUGGUGUUGGCGUAGGUGGUGACUUUGGGUCUUUGGAGAAAUCGAAGAAAGAGAGAGUUAAGAGAUUGAGUGCGGUUUGUAAAGAUAGCUCGAGCUACGAAGACAUGGGUUGCUGUGAUUUCUCUGAUAGAGAAGAUGAGCAUCAUCCUUCUGUGACUAGUGCUGGUUCUGGUAAAAGAUUUAAGCUUCCCAAAAAGUUCUUUGAUGAUUGCAAUGAAGUGAAUAAUUCCCCUGUUCCAAGGAAGCUGCGAUCAGCCAUGAAGAAGCGUGACCGAGAAUCUGUAUCACCACCAUUACUGGAUUCAAAGAAUCUGAACAAAGUAAUUGGGGAAGCUGAGUCACCCAAAAAGGAUGGUGCAAAGAAAUCCAAACUGAAUAUGAAAAAGAGAGACGCAGACUGGUCCCACAAGAAAGUUGGCUGUGGACCAAUCACUAAAGAUGAGGAAGAAGUUGUGGAGACCUUGUAUUCUUUGGCUGGGAUGUUCCAUGACAAUGACUCUACGGAUCAGGAUAAACUAGAUGGUGAAGAAGCAAACCCUCCAGCUUUGCCGGAGGCAGGGGAAGGUCCAACAUUGGCUAAAGAAGAUUCCGUGGCUGUGAAGGAAGACUUAAGUUGCCUCUCUGGAACUGCCGAACCUACUGAUCCCUCAUCCAAUGUUCAAAAGUUUCCUGAAGAACCUGUUGUUCAAGAACAAUCUAAUUUACCCAGCUGCAAAAAAAUAAGUUUGGAUUUAGCUAGGGUGGUUCCUGAAUUAAAUUCACCGGCCAUUCCCUUGUUGGUAAAGGAUGGUAGUGAGAAGCCACUGUGCAAUGCUAUUGACUUAUGUAUUCCACCAAAGCAAAAUCAAGAAACUAGCAUACUAAAGGAGGCCAGUAAGGAGGAAAGCUCCCCUCUUCAGUCGAAACCAGAGACUGCGUUGGGACUAGCUAUGACACUUGGAGGUCAAACGAAUCCACCACAAAUGAGGGACAAGGAACCCAAGAAAAUUGGCUUGUCUUCAACAUUGCCAAAUGGUGCUCUGGGUCAUGGUUGUCCUCAAUGGUCCUCAAAUAAUAAAGUUCCUGCUUGGUUGGAUACUUCAGUAUAUGUUAUAGGACAAAAUUCAUUUGAGAAUUGUUCUUCAAGUGGAAAGGUUUCUCAGGCGAAGAAUGGUAAAAUUGCAUGGAAAAGGUGUGCGGCUCAUGUUUAUAUCAGUCAUCAAAUUCGAGCUUUAAAGAUGCCAGAUAGUGGAAAUAGAAAGCAGUUGUAUCCCAACCAGUUGAGACAGCUUGAGGUACCCAAGCAAGGAGUUCUUGUGGGGGUAAACAAUUUCAAUGGGGUCAGAAGUGGAUUAGAUGGAGUUUCCUCUGCUAUCAGCUCUGGUAAUUGUUAUGAUAAAAAAUCAAAUGAAGUUCAUAGUGAUAUUUAUCAGCAUGGAAGGCAACAUCAAGAUCAUCCUAAUGCUUCUUUGGCAUCCGGAGAAUACCCUUCACCGAAUCAGGGCUUUGAUUUCUUGUCUUUGUCGGCUGGGAGUCGUGGGAUUGAAACUAGCAACAGUCUUAGCAGAGCUGUAAAUGGGUCGGAACAAUCUUCGCAACUGCAAGUUCCCUACCUUCAAUCACGUGCCCAACAUCCAAUGCUCAUGUCUUUGUCUGUACCCCAAAUACAUUACACCUCUGCUUACCCUGAUCAACCUGCAGCACCAACACAGCAGGCUCAGCUGCAGCUACAUCAUCCAUAUCUUGGCAGACCAUUUUAUGGUCCUAAUUCAAGUUCCGCAUCAUCGACAAAACAGCAGCAGUUGCAGUACCAACAACGGUUUUGGACAGCUCAGUUGGCUUCGCAAUAUACUCCUGAUGGAACUUCCGCUUCUAUGACAUCAUUUCCCAGCUGGCACUCUGGGAGGCAAGACUCUUCAGCACUGAUCCCGCGUUCCCAGCCUGCUAUCCCUCCUUUGCCAUCGUCUUUCGAAGUACAUGGCCCCAAGUACCCUCAAAUUUCUCAACAACAACAGCAGCAGCUGCCAUGCUCCCAACUUGGUAUCCCGCCUUUGCCAUCGUCUUUAGAAGUACUUGGCCCCAAGUACCCUCAAAUUUCUCUACAACAGAAGCAGCAUCUUUGGCCGUCACUUCAUCAUUGCCUCCCGCUGGGAUGAAAAGGCAAGAUCACUGCCUAUAUUCUGUUUAUGAAGAAACUGGAGGUGGUUUCCGUGCAAACGGGGCACUGCCAUUGCAAUUACUCUGCAAUGAGCGCCUCUGAAAUUCAACCGGCACAAUGCAGUUGAUCAGAUUGAAUAUAUUAACAACAUUGUUUUAUUCUUUUCUUCUGUUGAUAUUUUUGCACUU